AUGGCGCCCCCUUACCUCUCCCGGAUAGACUCCAAUUCGAAACAGGCGCAUAGCCAGAACCAUCACUCUCAAUCACCCUACGACUACACGCAAGGUGCGACGUGUCAGCCCUUGUGGAACCCAACACCACCACUAUAUUCUUCCCAGUACCAAGCAGAACAUUCACCAUCAGAACCCUUCGGUGUCUUCAGUCCAACAAUGCAAUCCACACAGGCCCUACCUCCCCUCGUCUACGACUCCUCCCCCGACCAACACGACUCAGAUAUGGCAGGCUUCGAGCUCGAUUACGAUAUUCUCAACAAUACGAGCUACUUGGCCGACUUCAACCUGAGCGAGUACUACAAUGACUUUACCCUGUUCCCGACGAACCAAAGCUUCAUUCAACCACCACUGUCCGACGCCAGCCUAUUCCCCAGCCUCGACUCACACAACUCGCCGAGGGCAGCGGCUCCUCAGCAAAUCCACAGGUUCUGCUGCCAGUUUGCCGGCUGCACGCUGACAUUUGCGCGUCAAUGCGAGCUGACGCGGCACGAGUACAAGCACACUCGGCCCUUUGGAUGCCCUCACUGUGGCCGCGGCUUCGCAGAGAAGCGACGAUGCGUCCAGCACAUCCAGUCAGUGCAUGACCUGGCAACGGACAACGAUAAGACCCGGUGCCAUGUGUGCAAUUACGCGCACGUCAGGCCCGACGCAGUAAAGCGGCACCUCCGGUUGAAGCAUGGCAUUGGGGCCAAGUCUGAGCGUUCAUCGCCAACGACGUCGACUGAGCACUCUGACAACCAGGGUAGACAGAGGGAGAGGACACGCGAGAGGAGGUGA
Molecule: messenger RNA, 819 nt
Organism: Cladophialophora carrionii CBS 160.54
Lineage: Eukaryota; Fungi; Ascomycota; Eurotiomycetes; Chaetothyriales; Herpotrichiellaceae
Exons: 1
Coding region: 1-819 (272 amino acids)
Source: RefSeq, a predicted model, not a curated record